AUGAAGACCUGGAUCCUCCUUGUUGGGGCAGGAAUAGCCCUGGGCUGCGUGUCUGGCAACCUGUACACGGCCCCCGACUCCUGCGAGGGACGCUGCGAGGAGCCCUACAGCGAGGAGGACGAGUGCCACUGCAACGCCGAGUGUGAGAGGUACCGCAACUGCUGCGAGGAUUACUACAGGCACUGCCGACCCGGUGGAGAAUGGGCCGAGGAGGCAGCUCACACCCGCGAGGGUUUCUCCAGGAGCUGGGAUGCCAUCACCGACGAGGACCUCCUGCACGUCUCAGAGCAGCUUUACAGGGCGGAUUACAACAAAGCCCGGCCAACCGACAUCGCCAUUAACCCCCAGUACCAGGCUUCCCCCGACGAGACGGGUGACCAGGAGGACCGCUCCCCGCAGCCGCUCUACAAAUACGUCAACGAGGAGCUCUUCUCCAAACCCACCUACGCAAGCUUCAUUAAACUGCUGGACAACUACCAGAGGGCGACUGGCAGGGAGGAGGACGUGACGGCGGAGGAGCUGAGGGAGCAGGACAACUUCCUCAAGGAGGUGAUGAAAACCGAGCUCAUGAAGAAACUCUUUGUCUUCCUCCACAAAAAAAACCGCUAUGGCUCUGAGCAGGAGUUUGUCACCGAUUUGAAGGAGAUGUGGUUUGGCCUCUACUCCAGAGGGAAUGGCGAGCAGGACUCCAGCGGCUUCGAGCACAUCUUCUCAGGGGAGGUGAAAAAAGGGAAGGUGUCUGGAUUUCACAACUGGAUUCGCUUCUACCUCCUUGAAAAGCAGGGCAUCGUCAACUACUUCAGCCACAACUUCGAUGGGCCGUGGGACACCUACCCCGACGUGCUGGGGCUGCAGUUCAGCUGGGACGGCUUUUACAAGGAGGUGGGCUCUGCCUUCAUCGGCUGCAGCCCGGAGUUCGAGUUCGGGCUGUACACCUUGUGCUUCAUCGCGCGUCCCGGGAGGGCAUGUCACCUGAGCCUGGGUGGCUACAGCCUCAGCAUCCAGACCUACGCCUGGACCAAGUCCACCUACGGCAACGGCAAGAAGUACAUCGCCACUGCCUACGUGAUCUCACCCUGA
Messenger RNA from Gavia stellata (red-throated loon), 1080 nucleotides. RefSeq names its product endonuclease, poly(U) specific (gene ENDOU). Gene Ontology annotation, biological process: immune response. Bases 1 to 1080 code for a protein of 359 amino acids. The transcript is spliced from 9 exons. The record is from RefSeq and is a predicted model, not a curated record. Gene Ontology annotation, molecular function: RNA endonuclease activity; scavenger receptor activity; polysaccharide binding. NCBI's taxonomy places the organism in Eukaryota, Metazoa, Chordata, Aves, Gaviiformes, Gaviidae.